Triticum aestivum (bread wheat) is the source of this 3506-nucleotide messenger RNA. Its product is annotated as telomere length regulation protein TEL2 homolog. The transcript has 11 exons. The record is from RefSeq and is a predicted model, not a curated record. Gene Ontology annotation, cellular component: cytosol. The coding region runs from base 816 to 3368 and encodes 850 amino acids. NCBI's taxonomy places the organism in Eukaryota, Viridiplantae, Streptophyta, Magnoliopsida, Poales, Poaceae. Gene Ontology annotation, biological process: 'de novo' cotranslational protein folding. Gene Ontology annotation, molecular function: Hsp90 protein binding; telomeric repeat DNA binding.
AUAUUGCUUUGAAGUGGCUACGGCAGAUUCACAACACUGUGAGGAAGGAAGUCUAUGAUUCCUUUUUUGUCAGAGGACCUCCUACUGAAGUGAUUCAGGCUCUUGUUCCAGCUUUAUCUCAAAAUGAAAACUCUAAGGAGGAUCAUAACAUUUUUUGUUUGAACAUUGAAAGAUCCUAGCACGUACUUCUGGGUAUCUUAUUUAUCUAGCAGUAGCAGAAGCAACGUGGACACAUUUUCUGAUAACCAUCACUGAUGGUUGCUGAAGAAACAGGAGAUAGUACAAUAUAACGAAAAUAAUGAGUAUGCAGAUGCAGAUCACUUGAUACUCUUCUACUUGUCAUUUCGGAACCAGUGCAACUACAGAUGGACAUAAAGUAUUUGGACUUGUGAGAUGAAAAAUAUUCUGUUAGAUUUUUUCAUCAGAAGCAUGUUAUAUUGAUAUUGGUUAAUUUUGCUAGCAAUAAUUGGAAAAACAAUGGUCACAGAUGUGUGUUGGAGACUAUUGAUGUCCAGCAUUGACAAAUAAAAAAGAAAGGCGGAAGUAGUUGAUACAAUCUCAUAACAUAUUUAGUUAGCCUUUUCUGGAUUGUUGGUGAAAGGCUGAAAGCUAUUGAAUGAUUUAGUGGAAUUAACGCAUAUGUUGAAAGGGUGGUCGCAUUGUGGAACAUCUCGCAUGGAAGCAACAUAGCAUUAUGAGGAGCAAUUGAUUUGCACAAUUCAACAAUUUGUUCCUAUGGUAUUUCUUAUCAUUUUAAGCAAAGAAAAUGAUUUAAAAGUAGAAACCGAGGCCACUCAAAAUCUCUUUGACUACCCAUGCUAUUAAUAUUAUGCUUGCUUGAGAAUAAGGGGGUGGGCCAGAUUGUUGCAGAGUUUAUGUUUCUCAAUAAGCAUAAUGAUGGCGUUCUCAACCCAGAUAGAACAACUUUCAUCUCAAGGCUUGCACAACUACUUGCAUCUGUUCCAGAUAAAGCAAGAAUGGGAGCCUCAUCUGCACUUACAGCGUCGUCAUUCUUCAAGAGUGUUGUCAGCCAACUUCUUGUUCGAGCGGAAGAAGCAGCUAUCGAGUCGUCUGCUAACAAAGAGUUUAACGAACAGGAUGCACUAAGUUCUGUGUUGCUCUUUGUGGGUGAAGUGUUAUCCCGUGUUAGCCGUCGUGGAUCUACUGGCAUUUUAGUUGCUGAAUUGAUCCCUAUGAUCCGUAAUCACUUACAAAGAUGUGUAGCACCAGACUGUAAGACGAUAAUUCCUGACAUGAUCAAGCAUGUUCCUCAGUCUCGGUUUUGGUUCACUGUGAUUGAAGCAUUGAGAGAUCAGCAUUCUAUUGAAAGAUUGACUGAAGAGAUGUUGCGCCAACUUGCAUCACACCAUUUAAAUGAUGAAGAAGCGUACUGGAUUUUGUGGACUCUGUUUAAUCAGAGUAUCAUGCAUAUUGCUGUUAUGAGGGCAAUGUUUAUUGACAAAUUUUUGCUUUGGAAAACAUUUCCAUUAUGCUGCCUGAGAUGGAUUCUUCAUUAUGCUGUCUUUGAAUUCCCACCAAAUUCAGUCGCAGAAGCCCAAAUGCGAAGGACAUCAAACUUCCUGGUUACAUUGCAAUGUUUAGUUACUGUUUGGUCCAAGAAAGAGUUUGUUCAGUCAUAUUCAGUGGAGCAACAAGCUUAUAUCACUGCAGCAAUAGGGUUAUGUUUGGAGAACAUGUCAAAAGAAGAAUUAGAAAUGAAUAGAGAUGUAUUAAAUUGUAUUCUUCAAGGAGUAAGCUGUAGGUUAGAGAGCCCAAUUGAUUUAGUCCGGAAAAUGGCAAGUGCUGUUGCAUUGACAUUUUCUAAAGUCGUUGAUCCAAAAAAUCCUCUUUACCUUGAUGAUGACUGUUCUGAGAAUGUUGACUGGGAGUUCGGGGUUCUCUCUCCAAAGGAGAUCACAGCUCCUUCACAUGAUGUAGAAUUUGGAAGCAAAUCAAAACCAUGUCCACGUAAGAACAGGAAACAUGCUGGUGACAAAAAGGGAAAGACUAUCAAGCAUGAUAUUUCAGAUAACAGAGUAAAAAUCAUAGAGAUCAAGUCAAAACUAGAUUCUGAUGAAAUGUCUGGCGCUGCUAUAAAUUUUGAGGAACAUUAUGACGAGGAAAGCAUUAACAUUGAUGCUUCCAGUGAUUCAUCCCUGGAGCCGUAUGAUCUGUCAGAUGAUGACACUGAUUUGCAGAAGAAUUUCACACAUCUAAGUGAUCUUGCAGCUGCACUGCGAAAACCUGACGAUCUAGAUGGUGUUGAAAGCGCUCUUAGUUCUGCCGAAAAGCUUGUGAGGGCAUCACCUGAUGAGCUGCGCCACUGCUCGGGUGAUCUUGUUCAAGCACUGGUACAUGUUCGUUGUUCUGAUGUCGCGAUGGAAGGCGAGGAAGAUUCUGCUGAAGAAAAGCGACAGAAGGCAUUAGUCGCUUUGCUGGUAACCAGCCCAUUUGAAUCAUUAGAUGUUCUUACCAAAUUGCUAUAUUCAUCGAGUGUGGAUAUAAGUCAGCGUAUUUUAGUUAUUGAUGUUAUGACUGAGGCAGCACAGGAACUUGCUGAAACUAAAAUUGUAAAGAGUGAACAGCGGCAUGGGAACUUGAUAUCUGAUACUUCUCCGUCUUGGCUGGUUCCUAGGGAGAGCGGACCUGUUGGGGCAAGCCCUUGGAGAGAGGUAUCAGAAACAGGAUCACUUUUGAAAAAUUGGUCACACCGGUAUGAAAGAGAAGUUCCAUCUAGACCAGGCCAGGUUAAAUCAGGAAAAUCUCGCAAAUGGGGUCUUGGGAAAGCAAAAGAUUCGCAGGUGGAGCGGUCAAAAAACAGAUUUCCUUUGUAUGCUGCUGCAUUUAUGCUCCCGGUUAUGGAAGGAUAUGACAAGAGAAGACAUGGGGUGGACUUGCUCAAUCGGGAUUUUGUUGUCCUAGGUAAAUUGAUAUACAUGCUUGGUGUCUGUAUGAAGUGCAUGGCAAUGCAUCCGGAAGCAUCAGCCAUUGCCCCAGCUUUUCUGGAUAUGAUAAGAGCCAGGGAGGUCUCGCAACAUGCUGAAGCAUAUGUGCGAAGGUCUGUGUUGUUUGCAGCUUCUUGUGUAUUGAUAGCCUUGCACCCGUCAUAUGUUGCAUCAGUUCUUAUAGAAGGCAACCAGGACAUUUCUACUGGUUUAGAAUGGAUACGUACAUGGGCCUUGCGUAUUGCUGAAGCUGAUCCUGAUACAGAGUGCACAUCGAUGGCCAUGAACUGCCUGCGGCUCCAUUCAGAGAUGGUGCUCCAGACAUCCCGCGCCCUGGAAUCUGCAGAACAUUCCAAGGCUGGCACCAGGGCACUACCUUCUAAGCCCGAUAACAUUAUAAUACCAUUCGCAAACAUGAUGUGAUCUGAUGCAGUCUUGAAGUUGUAAAGGGAAUUUUCUUUCUCAUUUGUGUUACCGUACUAUAGAUUUUUUUUAGUCGUGCUAUAGAAUUGCUUUAGUGUAUUCUUUGUUUAGAAUAAUAACGAUUUAGUGUAUACUGCA